GGAAAAGGCCCAGCAGCUGUCAGAGCAAAGGGACAUGUCGCAGCUAAGUAAGAAUCUGGGUGAUUCCAGUCCCCCGGCGGAGGCCCCCAAGCCUCCGGUCUAUAGCCGCCCUACGGUUCUGAUGCGGGCCCCGCCUGCCUCCUCUCGGGCUCCACCAGUCCCUUGGGAUCCACCUCCGAUUGACAUGCAGGCUUCAUUGGCCGCUUGGCAGGCACCUCAGCCGGCCUGGGAGGCCCCGCAGGGGCAACCGCCUGCCCCAGUGGCUGCCGUGGCUCAGCCUCCUGCCCUAGGGGGCCCAAUGGUCCAGGGUCCCCCUCUGGGAGGCCCCAUGGGCAAGCCUCCGACACCCGGAGUCCUGAUGGUCCACCCUCCUCCUCCGGGAGGCACGAUGGCCCAGACUCCCGCUCCCGGAGUCCUGAUGGUUCACCCUUCAGCUGCGGGAACCCCCAUGGCCCAUCCUCCCCCUCCGGGAACUCCGAUGGCCCACCCUCCCCCUCCGGCGACCCCGAUGGUGCACCCACCCCCUCCGGGGACCCCAAGGGUGCACCCUCCCCCUCCGGGAACACCCAUGGCCCAUCCUCCCCCGCCGGGGACACCGAUGGCCCAUCCACCCCCUUCGGCGACACCAAUGCCCCAGACUCCAGCUCCGGGAGUCCUGAUGGCACAGCCUUUGACGCCAGGAGUCCUGAUGGUCCAGCCUCCGCCUCCUCCUGGAGCCCUGAUGGCCCAGCCUCCGCCUCCGGUAGCCCCGAUGGCCAAGCCUCCAGGUCCCGGCGUGCUGAUGAUCCAUCCUCCGGGUUCCAGAGCAUCGAUCACCCAAGCUCCAGCUUCGGGAGCUCCGAUGGCGCAGCCGGCGGCCCCACCUGCACAGCCUCUGGCAUCCUGGGCUCCGCAGGCUCAGCCUUUGAUCCUGCAAAUCCAGUCUCAGGUUAUAAGGGCUCCUCCGCAGGUUCCCCAGGCCCCGCAGGCCCCGCAGGCGCAGCUGGCCACGCCCCCGGGCUGGCAAGCCAGCUCUCCCGGGUGGCAGGCCCCACCACAAGGCUGGCAGGCCACGCCCCUGGCAUGGCAGACCACGCAGGUAACCUGGCAGGGCCCGACGAUCUCCUGGCAGGCGCAGCAGCCAGUGCGCCAGGGUCCGCCGCCGGUGCGCCAGGGUACGCCGCCAGUGCGCCAGGGUCCACCGCCCAUUCGACCCGGCCCGCCGCCCAUCAGACCCGGCCCGCCGCCGGUGCGCCAGGCCCCGCCCUCGAUCCGGCAGGCCCCGCCGCUGAUCCGCCAGGCACCACCGCCCAUCCGGCCUGCCCCGCAGGUCUUGGCCACUCCGCCGCAGCUCUGGCAGGCCCUGCCGCCCCCACCUCCGCUGCGCCAGGCCCCGCAGGCUCGGCUGCCCACCCCGCAGGUGCAGGCGGCCCGGCAGGUGCAGGCGGCUUCGCAGGUGCAGGCGGUCCCACAGGUGCAGGCGGUCCCACCGGCCGCGCAAGUGCCUGCGGGGCCUCCCGCCUGCCCGCAAGCGUCCCAGGUGCCACCGCGCGCCCCGCAGGCCGCGCACUGCCCGCCUAUCAUCUGGCAGGCCCCCAAAGGCCAAGCCCCAGUGCCGCACGAGAUGCCGACGUCGAUGGAGUUUCAGGAGGCGCAGCCGGCCCAAGCACUAGCGUGGCAGGCUCCGAAGGCCCCUGCGCACUACUGGCAACCCCUGGCCACACAGGAGACCCAGCGACAGGGCCCUCCGCUGGUCCCGCUGGAGCAGCCCUUUCAGGGAGCCCCGCCCUCCCAGAAGGCCCUGCAAAUCCAGCUAUCCGCCCAGCAGGCCCAGCCCUCGGGCCCGCAAGCAGAGCUGCCUACCCUGCAGCUCCAGUCCUCCUGGCAAGCACCGCCAGGAGUCCUGCAGGCCCAGCCCGCCGCUUCCGUAGCGGCGGCAAAUUUUCACAUGGGUUCCACUAAAUCACUGAUGACUCCCCCAUCAGGAGAAUCCAGGGCCUCUUCAAUAGAACGUAGGGGCUCCUCGAAGGAACGCAGGACCUCUUCCAAGGAGCGCAGGGCUCCGUCCAAGGACCGCAUGAUCUUUGCUGCCACUUUUUGUGCUCCAAGGGCAAUGUCCACUGCCCGGGCACACCUGCCAACCGCCUGGAAAAACUUGCCUGCCACAUCAGAGACUUUUACUGCCACCUCAAGGGUCUUUUCAGCUACCUCCCAUGUCCAGCCUGCCUCUUUUAAUGCCUUUAAGGGUCCGUCUGCCACCUCAAAGACCCCGAAGUCACUGCCACUUGCUCUUCAGGAUCCAUUUGCCUGUGUGGAGGCCCUGCCUGCAAUCUCCUGGGAUCCACAGCCCACCUCCAAUGCCUCCAAGGCAUCGAAGGCAGCAUCCUCCAUCCUGAUGGCUACAGCAGCUGCCCCCCAGGCAACAGCCACCACUGAUGGCACCUCAAAGACCACCGAGGAGCGUCGCCCAGGCAAAGUCACCCGGAAGAAGAAGCACCUGGAUGCCAGAGAGGACAGCAGUCGUCAUAUGUUGGCCCUACAUAAUUGGCAGGCCCCGAGGCCCUGGGAAAAUCUGAACUUGAGUGACUGGGAGGGCCAAAGCCCCAUCCACCUUCUGGGUGACUGGGAGGCCCCAUUCACUUCCCGUGGCCUGAAUGGCUGGGAGGGCCCAAGUACCUCCAGGAUCCUGAGUGGCUGGGAAUGGCCCAGCACAUCCUGGGCUCUGAGUGCCUGGGAGUGUCCAAGCACUACGAGGGCCCUGAAUCUCUGGGAAAGCCCAGGGAGCCCUGAGCCCAUGAUCAUCUCUGAAGCCCCAAAUCUCUCUAAGGGGCCCAGUGCCACCCAGGAUGAGCCCAAGAUGGAGACUCAACCACUGUCUCCCUUGGAUGAGAGAGCAAACGCAUUAGUGCAUUUCCUCUUGGUCAAGGACCAAGCUAAGUUGCCAAUCAAACGCUCGGAGAUGGUGAAAGUCAUCAUUCGCGAAUAUAAAGAUGAGUGCUUAGAUAUCAUCAACCGAGCCAACAAUAAGCUAGAGUGUUUCUUUGGUUAUCAAUUAAAGGAAAUUGAUCCAAAAAAACACUCAUAUAUCAUCAACAAGCUGGGGCGUCGUAAAGAUGACCCAAUGGCAUCCUAUUUUGACACGCCCAAGCUGGGUCUCCUGAUGGUGGUCCUGAGUUUCAUUUUCAUGAAGGGCAACUGUGUCAGGGAGGAUCUCAUCUUUGAUUUUCUGUUCAAGUUAGGGUUGGAUGUCCAGGAGACACAUGCUUUCUUUGGAAACACCAAGAAGCUCAUCACCGAAGUGUUUGUAAGGCAGAGGUAUCUAGAGUAUAGGCGUAUCCCUCACACUGAGCCAGCACAAUAUGAGUUCCUGUGGGGUCCCCGAGCAUUCCUUGAAACCAGCAAGAUGCUCAUCCUGAGGUUUAUGGCCAGGCUCCAUAAGAAAGACCCACGGUCUUGGCCAUUCCAUUACCUCGAAGCACUGGCAGAGUGUGAAUCUGAAGAUCUCGAAGAGGAUGACGCAGGAUCUGGUGAUAAUGCCGGUGGGCCCCCCACCAGCAGUUCCCCUCCCCGCUAACAAGUUGUAUCAGAGAUUGUUCCUUUCCGGCCCCCUGCCAAAGGCCACUGACAGGAUGCGGGAACACUUUGUUUCUGGUGUUUAUGUUCCGGUUGUAUGUGUGUAAGUUUGGGUUUUUCAAUUUGAUUUUGUAUCUGCCAAAGCUUUGUAUAUUUUAAUGUGGUGUUGAUUUCAAUUGGCAACUGUUCUAUUUGGCAUUUUUUUUGCAUCUGUAUUUUUAAGUGAGAUCUGUGGUUUUCCUGUUUUGUGUUUUAAUUGUUAUAUUUUGGUAUCAGAGUUGUGCUGGCUUUGUGAAAUGAAUCAAGAAGCUAUCCAUUUCAUGCUGGUACAGUUUAUGUAGUAUUAAAAUAGGCAGUUCUUUGAAAGUUAAAAUGACUCACCAGUAAAAAUUUGU
Choloepus didactylus (southern two-toed sloth) is the source of this 3947-nucleotide messenger RNA. It is a transcript of the gene MAGEL2, whose product is annotated as MAGE family member L2. Gene Ontology annotation, cellular component: nucleus. The record is from RefSeq and is a predicted model, not a curated record. NCBI's taxonomy places the organism in Eukaryota, Metazoa, Chordata, Mammalia, Pilosa, Megalonychidae. Gene Ontology annotation, biological process: negative regulation of transcription by RNA polymerase II. Bases 35 to 3553 code for a protein of 1172 amino acids. The transcript has a single exon.